This is a messenger RNA of Triticum aestivum (bread wheat), 903 nucleotides long. RefSeq names its product LOB domain-containing protein 29. The coding region runs from base 190 to 903 and encodes 237 amino acids. Lineage: Eukaryota; Viridiplantae; Streptophyta; Magnoliopsida; Poales; Poaceae. The transcript is spliced from 2 exons. The record is from RefSeq and is a predicted model, not a curated record. Gene Ontology annotation, cellular component: nucleus. Gene Ontology annotation, biological process: positive regulation of DNA-templated transcription; hormone-mediated signaling pathway.
UCCUUUGUCGCUUGAGUCCUUCUGAAAGGAAUGUCAGAUUGGUAUAGAACUGGGAACCUGGCUUUUGGAUAAUGGAAUCUGCAGGCCAUUAGGGAGACCGUGUCUGAUUAAUUAUUCAACAAACUAAGCUAACCCCGGCAUGUACCCCACUGCUAGUGCUAGAGUAGCCUUUAUAAAUGGGAAGGAUUGAUGAUUCACUUCACAAGCUGCAAGGAACAAGAAUACACCACCAACAUCGAUCAGGUAGCAGGAGCAAUGACAGGGUUUUCCUCUCCAUGCGGCGCAUGCAAGUUCCUUCGGAGGAAGUGCGUGAAUGGGUGUGUCUUCGCCCCACACUUCUGCCAUGAGCAAGGGGCUGCACAUUUUGGAGCCAUCCAUAAGGUCUUUGGUGCCAGCAAUGUCUCAAAGCUCCUCACGAGCCUCCCGGCGAUCGACCGCAGAGAGGCUGCAGCCACCAUCUCCUACGAGGCACAGGCCAGGCUACAUCAUCCUGUCUAUGGUUGCGUCGCGCACAUAUUUGCUCUGCAGCAGCAGGCUGUGAAUCUGCAAGCACAGUUGGAGUCAUUAAAGGCCCAGGCACCACAAGGGUACACAAAUACUUAUUCCGCAUCAAGCCCUGAAGAAGACAGUAUUAAGGCUGAGGUUAUGGCUUGCCAGAAAGGGGAAGCCAGGAUGCCACGGCCAGCAGAAUUAUGCCCCUCUGUAAAGAGUGAGAGCGAGAGCUACUUUGGAAAUGGCCUUAUGACCUGCAAUUCCAUGCAAUCUUCUCAGGAUUACAACAUUUCACAUGUAUACACACCUAACUAUACAGCCCCGUUUAAUGAUGAUGGUAUCCACAGUAGCACCAUGUUUCCUGUUGAUAUCCAAGAAUAUCUGCAAGAGAAUGGGAAUUAUUGGCACUGA